This is a messenger RNA of Onychostoma macrolepis, 3912 nucleotides long. RefSeq names its product gastrula zinc finger protein XlCGF57.1-like. NCBI's taxonomy places the organism in Eukaryota, Metazoa, Chordata, Actinopteri, Cypriniformes, Cyprinidae. The transcript has 3 exons. Gene Ontology annotation, biological process: regulation of DNA-templated transcription. Bases 752 to 2029 code for a protein of 425 amino acids. Gene Ontology annotation, molecular function: DNA-binding transcription factor activity, RNA polymerase II-specific; RNA polymerase II cis-regulatory region sequence-specific DNA binding. The record is from RefSeq and is a predicted model, not a curated record.
UUUCCUCUGUAUGUUUAUGUUAUUAUUAUUAUUAUUAUUUUAUAAUAACUUUAUCACAGUUUGUUAUGAUUACAUAGGGGUGGCACAGGUGUUCAGUUUUGUUGGGUGCCAGCUCACAAGAGAGUUAAAGGGAAGAGAAAUGCAGACAAAUUAGCAAAAGAGGCAUUGCAAAAAGAAAUAUCAGUUCCAGUACCAUUUGGAAAAGGUGAGGGGAAAGCAGUAAGAAAGGCGUUGAAGGGGAAAAAGGAAGGGGAUAUUAUACAAAAUACAAAAGUCAGUAAGCAAUCAAAAUUAUAGAGAAAGGAACAGGCGGGGAGAAAUUAUAAUGACAAGACUGAGAGUGGAUCAUCACACAGGACUGAAUAGCACCUUGUUUUUAAUGGAGAAAAGGAAUUGUGAAAAUUGUACUGGGAUCAGAAGGAGAGGGAGAAGGGAUGAGGAACACCAGGAAGGCAUUAUUACGUUCCUUAAAGACACAGGGUUAAUGAGCAGAAUAUGAGCACACUUAAAAUAACAUGAUGCUACACACUCUUGUACAGUAGGUGGCGGUAUGCACCUAAAAGUUGUUUGCAAUCCGCCAUGAACCAAGAGUAGAAGAAGAAGAAGAAACGGGACUUUUAUUUUGGUUUGGCGAUGUGACGUCCUAAAGCUGCGCUGCGCUCGUGCAUUUGUUGUGAUUCGGCUGAAGACAGGACAAAGAAAAAAACUCCCGCUGAAUCAACUGGGAUCUACGUGACUCACGAUUAUAAAGAUGGCGUUUAUUAAAGAGAGUGAAGACCUGAAGAUUGAAGAAGCAUUCAGAAUCAAACAUGAAGAUACUGAGGAACAAACAGACCUGAUGUCACUGAAAGAGGAGAGUAAAGAACUGAAUGAAACGAAAGAGAAAGAUCAAACUGAGAAACAUGAUUUCAAAACUGAAGAAAAAUCGAUUAGUUGCUCACAGACGCAAAAAACACAAAGCACAAACCUUAAUUCCCACAUGAGAAUUCACACUGGAGAGAGACCUUUCACCUGCCAACAGUGUGGAGAAAUUUUCAUUCGAAAAGAAAGCCUUGAAGUUCACAUGAAAAUUCACAUUGAAAUGAAGCCGUUAAUAUGCCCUCAGUGUGGAAAAAGUUUUGCACGGAAAAAUCACCUUAAUGCCCACAUGAGAGUUCACACUAGAUACAAACCUUUCACCUGCGAACUGUGUGGAAAGAGUUUCACAAAUAAAGGAAACCUUAACACUCACAUGAGAAUUCACACUGGAGAGAGACCUUUCACGUGCCAACAGUGUGGGCAAAUGUUCAAUCGAAAAGAAAGCCUUGAAGUCCACAUGAAAAUUCACAUGGAAAAGAAGCCAUUCAUAUGUCCUCAGUGUGGAAAGUGUUUUACAUGGAAAAGUCACUUUAAUGCCCACAUGAGAAUUCACACUGGAGAGAAACCUUUCACCUGCUCUCAGUGUGGAAAGUGUUGUACACAUAAAAACCAACUUAAUGCCCACAUGAAAAUUCACAAUGGAGAGAAGCCUUUCGCCUGCAAACUGUGUGGGAAGAGUUUCACGCAUAAAUCAAAUCUAAAGACUCACAUGAGAAUUCACACCGGAGAGAAGCCUUUCACCUGCCCUCAGUGUGGGAAGAGCUACAGAUAUAAUGUAAACCUUAAUAAUCACAUGAAGAUUCACUCAAGAGAAAUUUUUAAAUGUCAUCUGUGCAAAAGGAGUUUCACAGACACGAAUCGCCUUGAGAAUCAUGUAAUAACUCACACUAGAGGAGAGUCUUUCAUGUGCCAUCACUGUGGAAAAAGUUUCUCAAGAAAAGAUAUCCUCAACAUUCACAUGAGAAUUCACACUGGAGAGAAGCCUUUCACCUGCCAACAGUGUGGAAAGAGCUUCUCUGUUAAAGUAAACUUUAUAACUCACAUGAGAGUUCACACUGGAGAGAAGCCUUACAAGUGUCUUCAGUGUGAGAAGAGUUUCACAUAUAAAAGCAGCAUGAAACAUCACUUGCAAACUCAUUCUGGGAAGAAAUCACCAUUUUCCUCAGAGUGACGAGGUUUAGAAAAAGGAGCGAUUUCUACAAUCAUCUGUGCAUUCAUUCUGGAAGACAAUUCAGUUGUGAAAAGUCGUAGCAAUAUGACCUUAAAGUUCAAAUAUUUUGAGAAUAAAGUCAUAGCAAAGCCAGUAUAUUGCAUGAAUAAUGUUAAUUAAUGUGAAAAUUCAACCACCUACACCUCAAAAAUACAUCUGUGGCAUCAUUUUAUUCUUCACAUGUAUUAAAAACAGCAAUAAAACGUUCUAAAAGUUGGAAGUGGGCUCCAGCUUGUUAACUUAAAAUCCCCCUGUAAUGAAAAACAAACAAUUGUGCCAAUCCAUUAAUCAACACCAUUGCUGAGUAUUUUCCCAGUGGCAGACCCAGAAACGCGGUUUGAAACAGCCAAGUUUGCUACGUCAAAAAAUUCAAUAACCAAUCACGUCAAGGGAUAGAUUCCUAGCAUAUCCCUCUCUCCAUUUAUACAAAUGCAGUGCACAUAGAGAUCAUAUAGCAUAGAGAUCACAUGCAAAAUAUUCCAAUAGGAUUACCAGCACAGAGUAAAAAACCCAUGAAGCCGUGGUUUAACGCGAAUUUAGAACCGCUAACUUAAAUAAUAACCAAGUAAGAGUAAAAAAGUAGUUUGUAACAAAGUAGUUUUUCAGCAAAGUACUUUAGUAUUGUUUUUCUAUUUUUACCUAAAAUGAGACUAUUGUGAGCAUUAUGGAGCAGGGUUAACCCUAAUCCUAACACCCAUGUACUUUAAUGUCUAUUUCAAAAGUGAGACCCAGGAAAUCCCUUGUAUGGACAAAUGCAUCAGAUAUCACUACAGCUGAAUAACCUGCAGAUAGAGACGCUUUGACUGAUGAAACGUGGAAGCCAAUAAACACCCAAUUGCAAUGCAACGCUAACUGACAUAGCUUGUAUCACAGUAAAGAUUUUUAUAAAAAAUAUUUUGUCUCACUGUGAUAAGAAGCAACAUGGAACCACAGAAGCUAACUGUUUCAAACAAGACUGAUGCUAUAUAGUGAUUUUGGCACAAAACAAUAUUAGUCUCAUAAAUUGUCAUGUUUGACGCUAUAUUAAGCAAAAAUACUACCUAUCCCUGUUUCCAGGAGCAACUGUUUUAUAACUCAUUUUGAAAAAUACAUUCAUGUAUGUGUAUACGUAUAUUCAUGUUCAUCACGUUUAAAGCACCCGGGGUGUAUUAUAGGGAUCUGUUAUGUUUAAUCUAUUAAGUUUUGCUAUGUACAGGUUUAUGUCUUUUGAAUUAAACUCUGUUGCCUUGAAACUUAUGCUGCCGCCAUUCAUUUCAUAUUCGCUCCUGGCUGUUCUUGCCUGCCAGCAUGGUGGUGUAAACAGAACGGGUCACGUGACAUCCGGAGCUCUAUAGAAAGUUGCCAGUAAAAAAUAAUGUGGGGUAUGGGUAAGGUUGGCCAUCGUUUGAAUUAUGAUUCCGGUUCUUGUCAAUUCCUAAUUUCAAUUCCAAUAAGGUAAAAAUAAAUAAAUAAAUAUCAUUCACAUUUAUUCUAACUCUUAUUGCAAAAUAUUUCAUUGUUAGCUGAAUACUAUGAAUGAAAAUCAAUAGGCUAAAAACACUUACACCAGGAUGUGUGUGCAGCAGAGAAAACAGCCCGUGAGUCUUGACUUUAAUAGUUUAAAAUCACAUUGAAAGUGUAGUUUGUUAUAAUAACAAAGGUGGACUCCAGGCACAUUUUUAACCCAUACCUAGGCUUGGGAAUCCUAAAUCUACUCCAAUUCUGGAAUAGGAUGCUUAAGGUCAGGAAUUGUCUAGUUGUUAUAAAAUUAAAAUUUCGAUUUCUUCUUAUCAAUUCCUUUUUGCGCAUUUUAAUAUGACUUUAAACCAUUCAAGCACAAGAAGACUCGUGCACUGUUUUCUGUA